AAACCACAACAAUUUUUGCGUGGUUUCCGAUUUAAAAUACAUUUAGAUUUACAAAUCGCUAAAAUGUCGGAGCAACAAGCCCAUUCACAACAAGCAGCUACGCUAAAACGAGGUGUGGUAAAGCAAGUGCUUUGUGGUGAUGCUGUAGUUCUACAGGGACCACCAAUUAAUGGGCCUCCAAAAGAAAUGACAGUAUACUUGAGUAAUGUAGUCGCACCUCGAUUGGGUAAAAGACCAACAGACAGUGAACCGGGAAAAGAAGAUGAGCCAUUUGCAUGGGAAUCGCGAGAGUUUCUGCGUAAAAAGCUCGUCGGGCAAAACGUCGUAUUUCGAUGUGAUUACACAACUACUUCAGGACGUGAACAUGGCCGGAUAUAUCUUGGUGGGACAAAUCUUGAAAAUGCAGAAAAUAUAGUAGAGACUUGUGUAUCUGAAGGCUGGGUUGAAGUAAGGCCAGGACGGUUCACUGAUACUUACACAAAUAGUUUAUUAACGUUGCAAUCACAUGCAGAAGCUGCAAAGAAAGGAAAGUGGGCAGCAGAGGAAGGAAAUUCUCACCAACAUGUGCGACAUGUGAAAUGGACUGUAGAAAAUCAGCGAGCAUUAGUCGAUUUAUUCAAGCAACGGAGAAUAAAAGCUAUUAUUGAGCAAGUGCGAGAUGGUUCAACGAUCCGUGCCUUUCUGUUGCCUGAUUUCUACUAUAUUACGCUCAUGAUUUCUGGAAUUAAAGCACCAGCAAUGCGGUCUGGAACAGAUGGUCGUGCUGAAGAAUUUGCUGAAGAGGCCCGUUAUUUUGUGGAAUGUCGUUUACUUCAAAGAGAAGUUGAGAUCGUUUUGGAAAGUAUUUCAAAUCAAAAUUUUGUUGGAUCGGUAAUUCAUCCUAAAGGGAAUAUUGCUGAACUGUUGCUAAAAGAGGGCUUUGCGAAAUGCGUAGAUUGGUCGAUUACUUUGGCUACAUCGGGGCCUGAAGUGUUGCGUGCCGCAGAAAGAGUAGCGAAAGAAAAAAGACUUCGUUUAUGGCGUUCAUAUCAGCCCUCUAAUCAGUUAAAUGUUGAUAAAAGAACUUUCACAGCAAAAGUGAUUGAAGUUGUAAUGGCUGAUGCGCUUAUAGUACAAAAGGAAAAUGAAAACGAAAUCAAAAUCUGGCUCUCCUCUGUAAGACCACCCAGGGACGGAAGUAGAGACUAUGAAAACAAAGUGGGUCGUCAGUUUCGACCAUUGUAUGACAUUCCUUAUAUGUUUGAAGCCCGGGAGUUUUUGCGGAAGCGGUUAGUAGGCAGGAAAGUUCAGAUUACGAUUGACUAUAUUCAAGUGAAAACUGAGCAGUUUCCAGAAAAAAUUUGUUGUACUGUAAUGUUAGGGGGAUUGAACGUCGGUGAAGCUCUUGUUUCAAAGGGCUUGGCUAAAGUUGUACGAUAUAGAAGUGAUGAUGACAAUCGGUCAUCACAGUAUGAUGCUUUAUUAGCCGCCGAGGCAAAAGCAGAAAAAAGUAAAAAGGGUCUCUUUGCUGAUAGAGAGUUGGGAGAUAAAGGUUCAGUAGUGAGGGUUCAAGAAUUGCAAUCGGAUGCGCAGCGGUCGAAGCAAUUUCUGCCUUAUUUGCAAAGAUCUGGUCGUUCAGAGGCAAUUGUAGAAUUUAUUGCUUCUGGUAGUCGGGUUCGUCUAUAUGUGCCUAAGGAAACGUGCCUUAUAACAUUUUUAUUUUCUGGUAUUGAUUGUCCCCGUGGUGCUCGUAUCGGUCAAGGUGGAAAAGUUAUUGGUGAAAAUGAACCGUUCGCUCAAGAAGCUUUCAGAUUCACGCGUUCAAAAAUUAUACAACGUGAGGUAGAGAUAGAAGUUGAGAAUAUGGAUAAAUCAGGAAGUUUCAUUGGAUACAUGUUUAUACAUACCGAACAGGGUGUUUGUAACAUGAGUGUAGCACUUGUGGAACAUGGCCUGGCGAGUGUGCAUUUCACUGCUGAAAAAGGUGCAUAUUACUCUCAGCUUUGCGCAGCAGAAGAAAGAGCUAAAAAGGCAAAACUGGGUAUCUGGGCUAAGUGGAUUGAAGAAGAUGCAAUCAUGCAAGCGGAACUAGCAUCAGCUGUUGAAAAGGAAGACCGUGUUAUUAAUUAUCGGAAAGUAGUUGUCACUGAUGUACAAAAGGGGAAUUUUAAGUUUGCUGCUCAGGCGGUCGAUGAUGGUCAGAAGUUAGAACAAAUGAUGAAAGAUUUGCGUGAGGAGUUGAAGAACAAACAGCCAAUUAUCGGUGCAUACACUCCUCGUCGUGGAGAUUUAUGUAUUGCUCGGUUUUCGGUUGACAAUUUGUGGUAUCGGGCACGUGUAGAAGGAAUAAAGGGGAAGAAAGUCCAGGUUUUAUACGUCGAUUUCGGAAAUAGAGAAGUUGUCGAUCUAACUUCGUUGGCUACUUUACCAGUCGGUUUUGCUAUGCAGCCGCCUGGUGCACGUGAAUAUCAAAUAGCUUUUUUGCAAAUGCCUAAUGAUCCGGAUUAUGUCACUUAUACAGACACUGCAUUCAACCGUGUUCUCUCCUCGGUGCCAUUCUUUUAUAUCAACGUUGAGUAUCGGAAUGCCGGUGUGGAUUGUGUGACGAUGGUUAUGGAAACAUCUGAGGGUUCCCGCACUGACAUUGCCAAGAUGCUUGUUGUUGAGGGAUAUGCCCUUGUGGAUCUAAGACAAGAGAAACGAUUUGCUGCAUUAAUGGCCGAAUAUCAAGAAGCAGAGAAGAUAGCUCGUCGCGAACAUCGCAAUAUUUGGGAGUAUGGAGAUUUCACUGGCAAUGAAUUGUGA
Messenger RNA from Thelazia callipaeda (thelaziosis nematode), 2784 nucleotides. NCBI's taxonomy places the organism in Eukaryota, Metazoa, Nematoda, Chromadorea, Rhabditida, Thelaziidae. The record is from the annotation of a GenBank genome assembly.